GCAGGAGAGGAUGUACAAGGUGCAUCGGGGCCACGAGUCCAUGCACGUGGAGAUGAUCUUGAUCUUCCUCUGCGCUCUGGUGGUCGCACAGGUGGUGCUGGUGCAGUGGAGACAGAGGCACGGCCGGUCCUACAACAUGGUGACCCUGUUGCAGAUGUGGGUGGUGCCUUUGUAUUUCACCGUAAAACUUUACUGGUGGCGGUUUCUCUCUGUGUGGGGAAUGUUCUCCGUUAUCACCAGUUACAUCCUCUUCAGAGCCACCCGAAAACCCCUCUCAGGGAGAACGCCACGAUUGGUCUACAAAUGGUUUCUUCUAAUCUACAAACUCAGUUAUGCCUUUGGUGUUGUGGGCUACUUGGCUAUCGUGUUUACAAUGUGUGGAUUCAAUUUCUUUUUCAUGAUCCAGGCUAGAGACUCCAUGGAUUUCGGCAUUGUAUCCUUGUUCUAUGGCCUCUACUAUGGAAUAAUGGGGAGAGACUUUGCUGAGAUCUGCUCCGAUUACAUGGCUUCUACUAUAGGGUUCUACAGCGUCAGUGGGAUGCCCACAAGGAACUUGUCGGACAAUAUCUGUGCCGUCUGUGGGCAGAAGAUCAUUGUGGAGCUAGAUGAAGAAGGGCUCAUUGAAAAUACCUACCAGCUUUCCUGUAAUCACGUCUUUCAUGAAUUCUGCAUCCGAGGCUGGUGUAUUGUUGGUAAAAAACAGACUUGCCCUUACUGCAAAGAGAAGGUGGAUUUGAAGAGGAUGAUCACUAACCCCUGGCAGCGCACACAUUUUUUGUAUGGACAGAUGCUGGAUUGGCUUCGUUAUUUGGUGGCCUGGCAACCUGUGGUGAUAGGAAUAGUUCAAGGCAUUAACUAUUCCCUAGGGCUGGAAUAGGCCAGCUGGCUGACCCCAGAAGGAAUGCAUUUGCAUGUUGGACUUGGUUGAGUCCCUGAGUCUACAUGUAAUAGUCUUUCACUUUUUAAAUUUUAGCAGUGAUUCCAAGAGUCUAGAGAAGUGAAGAAUUUGGUGUCCUACUUAAAACACUGUUUUUAUGGGCAGAAAUUAAAGAGAAGCUGAACAAUGGAACA
Echinops telfairi (small Madagascar hedgehog) is the source of this 1071-nucleotide messenger RNA. RefSeq names its product ring finger protein 175 (gene RNF175). The coding region runs from base 11 to 877 and encodes 288 amino acids. Gene Ontology annotation, molecular function: ubiquitin protein ligase activity; metal ion binding. NCBI's taxonomy places the organism in Eukaryota, Metazoa, Chordata, Mammalia, Afrosoricida, Tenrecidae. The record is from RefSeq and is a predicted model, not a curated record. The transcript has 7 exons. Gene Ontology annotation, cellular component: Golgi membrane; endoplasmic reticulum membrane.